AUGACUGCAGCAUUUACUUUUACUUUAGGAAAACGGGUGGAGGCACCAGACAUACACAUUGAUGAAAAAGGGAAUAAAAUCAGUUGUACCAGAAAAAACAGCAACUAUAAAUACAUAUUGUGUAUUCUGUAUCAAAAUGGUCACCAAGUGCAAGAUACUGGUAAACAAUACAAUGAUAAACAUACUGAGAAGGCUUCCUUUACUGUCCCUGAUCUUCCUGAUGAGACUUUAUUUAAAUGUUUGUGUUAUACAACUGGAGAAAGGUGGACACGUACCAGCUCUGCUAUAACUAAAGCAGGAAAAUUUAUCACUGAACCAACAACAUCAGCAAGAAUAACAACAAAAAGAACAGAAAGCACCAUCACCACGACAACAACAACAAAUACAUCAGAUCGAAAUAAUUCUACCAACAUAAUAAUUGCAGUGGUAUGUGUUUUACUACUGCUCGCUGCGCUUGGCAUAAUCGGAUGGCUAUACAUAUCAAAACAAAAAAAGAAAAAGGUAGAAGGAGUCACUGGAGCAUCACCUGAUGGACAGACCCAAGAGUAUGCUCCUCAUGCCGUCAAUUCAACUGAUGGUCAACAAGCAGUCUCAACAGCAACUGAUAAGCCAAAUACCGGACAAGAUGAGAAUGGUCUCACUUAUGCUUUACUGACUUUCCAAGCAGCAAGUAAGCCAAGGGCCAAAGAUGAGUCACACACUGAUCCGUCUGUAUUAUACAGCUCAAUUGCUCCAAAACCAAAGUGAAAUGCAUGCUGCUGUCUCAUUUUGCAUUAUUCUCAGUAACGUUUGAAUUCUCUCUACCUCUAGUAUUGCUUGUCAUUUUGUACUUAUUCAAAGAUGUUCAGACUUGCAACAAAUGUUCUGAAUAUUCUCAUUUAAGAUGGACUGCUGCGAAAAUUCUGUGAUACCUAAUGCAAGCUGCAGUUUUUGCUCUAAACAAUGAGGUUCUAAAAAUGUGAAAUGUUGAAGGAAAUAAUCUUACAAAUGUUUUAUUAACUUUAUUGAUAUAACCAUAUAUGUGCUAUUAUUCCAAUUUAAUAAUUCAUGCUGUCCAGAUAACAGAGCAGUAGGUGCCUAGCAAGUCGUUGCAAUUGUACUGCAUAUUGUGUGCAUUUGGGCCAUAAUGCUGAAUACCAUUAUCAGUAAAGAUAUAAACAG
Molecule: messenger RNA, 1161 nt
Organism: Protopterus annectens (West African lungfish)
Lineage: Eukaryota; Metazoa; Chordata; Ceratodontiformes; Protopteridae
Exons: 8
Coding region: 1-747 (248 amino acids)
Source: RefSeq, a predicted model, not a curated record